AUGGAACUUUUUUCUGCCAUUGUGUUUGGAGGAGGAGCUGUUCUAGGAAUUGCAACUUUCUUGCUGCUCUCCUGGGCAAUUUAUUACGAUUUCACCCGAACGAAGAUUCCCUCUGGAUUUGACCAUCCCUUUACGCUGCGCCUCCUUCAUGUGGGUCUUGUUGUACUCUUCACACUGGGGAAGGGCUUGGAACUGUUGCAUCUAUGCAGACAAGUUGCUUUCAUUCGCUUCCUGAUGUCUCUCAAGAAAUCAAGAGUGGAUCCAGGCCUUUCCUCCAGAGAUUUAAGCUUUGACGGGGUGCCCGUCAGGGUUUACUAUCCCAAAGCACCAGCCACCAGCCGGAGAAAAGGGUUUGUUUUCUACCACGGAGGGGCUGGCAUGAUCGGGAGCAUUGCUUACUAUCAAGACAUCACCAGUAAAAUUGCUAAGGAGAGUCAAUCAGUGGUUGUGGCUGUCAGCUACCGUUUAGCGCCUGAGCACCGUUUUCCUGCCCAGUGGGAGGACUGCCUUACUGCCACCGUGCACUUCAUGAAGCACGCAGAGGACCACGGGGUGGAUCCUUCCCAGAUUAUCAUCGGUGGAGACAGCGCAGGGGGCAAUUUCGCGACCGUUCUCUCUCAAGUACUCCUGGGGCGACCGGAUCUCCCCAAGCUGCGGGCUCAAGUGCUGAUCUACCCCGGGGUCCAGGCAAUGGACUUCAACCUGCCAUCCUAUCAGCAGAACUGUGCCAUGCCAGUCUUGUUCCAGGACAGCGUUGUUUACUAUGGGCUAAAGUUCUUUUUAAAGGAUUCCUCACUGAUGGAUGAUAUCUUGAAGGGAUCUCACGUGCCUGAUGAACUUAGGCAGAAAUAUGAAAAGUGGGUAAGUCUGAACAACAUUCCUGAGAAAUUCAAACGCCGGGGGUACAAGAGAAUGCCACUAGCUCCUUACAAGCCUGAGAUUUACCGCCAGCUUCCAGAUAUACUCCACCCCACAUUUUCUUCACUGUUUGCUGAAGAUGUUGUCAUGCAACAACUCCCAGAGACUUUUAUUGCAAGUUGUGAGUAUGAUGUCUUUCGGGACGACUCUCUCUUGUACAAGAAACGGUUGGAGGAGAACGGUGUGAAAGUCACUUGGUUCCAUGCUGAACAGGGAUUUCAUGGUAUCAUCAACCUCUGUCACAUGAGCCUUUUGCGGUUUCCGGCAGGGGUAGAAAUACUGGACAAAGCAGUGGACUUUGUCAGACAUUUAUGA
Molecule: messenger RNA, 1233 nt
Organism: Python bivittatus (Burmese python)
Lineage: Eukaryota; Metazoa; Chordata; Lepidosauria; Squamata; Pythonidae
Gene: AADACL3
Product: arylacetamide deacetylase like 3
Cellular component (GO): membrane
Molecular function (GO): carboxylic ester hydrolase activity
Source: RefSeq, a predicted model, not a curated record